AAACCCUAAACCCUAAAACGCAGACAUUAUAUAAGAGCCUUCAGGCUCUCACGGAAACUCACCGCGCCUCUUCUCUCUUUUUUUGAUAAACCCUAGCAACCAGGUUCCUUCCCUCAGCUCUCUGUACACUCGCAGCGAUGGCUCCUCCUCGAGGUCGUGGCGGUAGUGGUGGAUUCAGGGGUGGCAGAGGUGACAGAGGUGGAAGAAGUGGAGGUAGGUCCGGUGGUGGUGGGGGUAGAGGCUUUGACAGAGGUGGUAGUGGCUUUAAGCCCCGUGGUGGGCGUAGUGAUCGCGGAGGCGGUCGUGGAAGAGGACGUGGCGGGAGAGGUGGAAUGAAGGGUGGUAACAAAGUUGUGGUUGAGCCUCACAGACAUGAAGGUGUUUUCAUUGGUAAGGGUAAGGAAGAUGCUCUUGUUACUAAGAAUCUUGUUCCCGGUGAAGCUGUCUACAAUGAGAAGAGGAUUUCUGUUCAGAAUGAGGAUGGAACAAAGGUUGAAUAUAGAAUUUGGAACCCUUUCCGUUCCAAGUUGGCUGCAGCCAUUCUCGGUGGCGUUGAUAAUAUAUGGAUUAAACCUGGUGCUAAAGUUCUCUACCUCGGGGCUGCUUCUGGUACAACAGUCUCUCAUGUGUCUGACAUUGUUGGCCCUACUGGAGUUGUCUAUGCAGUUGAGUUCUCUCAUAGAAGUGGCAGAGACUUGGUAAAUAUGGCGAAGAAGCGCACAAAUGUCAUACCCAUUAUUGAAGAUGCCAGACAUCCAGCUAAAUACCGUAUGCUUGUUGGCAUGGUUGAUGUGAUAUUCUCUGAUGUUGCACAACCUGAUCAGGCUAGGAUUGUUGCAUUGAAUGCAUCAUAUUUUCUGAAAGCUGGAGGCCACUUUGUUAUCUCAAUCAAGGCCAAUUGCAUUGAUUCAACGUCACCUGCGGAAGCAGUGUUCCAAUCAGAGGUCAAGAAGCUUCAGGCAGAGCAGUUUAAGCCUGCAGAACAAGUCACACUUGAACCUUUUGAGCGCGACCAUGCUUGCGUGGUUGGAGGCUAUCGUAUGCCAAAGAAGUCGAAAGCUGGUGAUGCCUAGAAAUUGUCCAGCAUCCUAUCCAUGAUCUGCCUUUCUUGAGGAGGAAGAAUGAUCUAAUUAUAAGUUUUAGAAAUGUAAACGUGACGGUGUUCUUCCCUUUUAUUUUACCCGGUUGCUGGUUAGAGUUGUCCUUCUAUGUACUAGUUCUGAACCGGUGAAACGUUGUAGACAUUUUUGUUUUUAUAUAAGAGUUUAAUUUCGUUUUGAUUA
Molecule: messenger RNA, 1283 nt
Organism: Pyrus x bretschneideri (Chinese white pear)
Lineage: Eukaryota; Viridiplantae; Streptophyta; Magnoliopsida; Rosales; Rosaceae
Product: rRNA 2'-O-methyltransferase fibrillarin 2
Exons: 7
Coding region: 138-1073 (311 amino acids)
Biological process (GO): box C/D sno(s)RNA 3'-end processing; rRNA methylation
Cellular component (GO): nucleolus; box C/D methylation guide snoRNP complex; small-subunit processome
Molecular function (GO): histone H2AQ104 methyltransferase activity; rRNA methyltransferase activity; RNA binding
Source: RefSeq, a predicted model, not a curated record